AGUUGCCCAGUAUCUUUCCGGGUUCGGGUUUGGGCUGGGCUUAGGACACAACCCUAAAGAGUGAAGACUGAAGACUCUUGUUUCAGUUUACCUUCCAUUAAACAAAAACCCCUGCAAAACCCUUCCUUUGGAGAACCAAAAAAGGCUUAUAGAAGGAUUGCAGGAAGACGAAAAAAAAGCUAUAGACGAUGGCGAACAAGAAACAAGCGGCGGACUUCGAGCCGCUGCGGCAGCUGGUCAGGCACCACAUAGAGUCCUUCGAUUACAUGCUGGAGGAAGGUUUGAAUGAGAUGUUCGAUCGCAUCAGGCCCGUUGUUGUUCAUGAUUCUUUCACCAAUAGAAAGCUUAAAAUAUCAGUGGGUAAUCCUGAAAUAUUUCCACCUCAAAAGGAACAUGGCUCCAAGACAAUGCGGGAUGUGUUACUCCCUUUUGAAUGUAGACAGGCUAAAAUAUCAUACGCUGGCAAGUUAAUGGCAGAUGUUGAAUUUCAGUAUGAUGACUCUGCAGUUAUUAGAGAGAAAUUCAAUUUUGGGCAAUUUCCUAUAAUGUUAAAGUCUAAAUGUUGUCAUCUACGAGAUGGUGAUCCUCAAAAAUUAAAAUCUUUAAAGGAGGAGGCAUCAGAAGUUGGUGGUUAUUUCAUUCUGAAUGGGCUGGAGAGAGUUUUUCGGGCUGUAAUAUUACCAAAGCAAAACUACCCAAUGAGUAUGGUUCGGAAUUCCUUUCGUGAUCGGCGAGAAGGAUAUACUGAUAAAGCAGUUAUCAUGAGGUGUGUAAGAAAAGAUCAAUCCUCAGUAUCAGUUAAAUUGUAUUACCUUCGUAAUGGGAGUGCAAGGCUUGGUUUCUGGAUGCAGGGGAAGGAAUACUUACUUCCAGUCGGCAUUGUUUUAAAGGCCCUUGUUGACACUAAUGAUCAUGAGAUUUAUGACAAUUUAACAUGCUGCUAUGGAGAAAAAUAUGAGAAGGAAAAGGGAGCUAUUGGCUCACAGCUGGUGGGUGAACGGGCUAAAAUUAUUCUUGAUGAAGUCCGGGAUUUGUCUCUUUUCACCCGUCUUCAAUGUCUACAACAUAUCGGAGAGCACUUCCAACCUGUUAUGGAUGGACUCAGAAAAGAAAGUUAUUAUGUUGUUGCUGAAACUGUCCUCAGGGAUUACAUCUUUGUUCACCUUGAUGACAAUCAUGACAAGUUCAAUCUACUAAUCUUUAUGUUGCAGAAACUUUUCUCACUUAUUGAUCAGACUUCUGUGCCAGACAACCCAGACUCCUUGCAGAAUCAAGAAAUCUUACUUCCUGGUCACUUGAUUACCAUUUAUCUUAAGGAAAAAAUAGAAGAUUGGCUACAGAAGGCAAAGAAACUACUUCAAGAUGAGUUAGAGAAGGACAGCAAAACAUUCGAUUUCUUUAGCUUAGCUCAUAUAAAGAAAGUCAUUGAUAAAAAUCCUUCGAGGAGCCUCAGUUCAGCAAUUGAGGCUAUGUUGAAAACUGGAAGAAUGGUUACUCAAUCAGGACUAGAUUUGCAGCAGAGAGCUGGUUAUACAGUUCAGGCAGAGAGGCUUAACUUUUUACGUUUCAUUUCAUUCUUUCGUGCUGUGCAUCGAGGGGCUUCAUUUGCUGGGCUUCGUACGACCAGCGUGCGGAAGUUGCUACCUGAAUCUUGGGGUUUCCUUUGCCCUGUGCACACACCUGAUGGGGAGCCAUGUGGGCUCCUGAACCAUAUGACAUCUUCUUGUCGAGUUACGUCGUAUUAUGAUUCACAAGGAAAUAUCAGAGAUUUUUCAAAAAUUAGAUCAUCUAUUCUCAGUGUUCUAAUUGGGGUUGGGGUGGUGCCUUCGUUGCCUAAGCUUGUUAAAGCUGGUCCUCCUGCAGUUCUCUCUGUUCUUUUAGAUGGUCGUGUUGUUGGUGCUAUACCUUCAAGUGAAGUUGAGAAAGCUGUUGCUCAUUUAAGGAGACUGAAAGUGCUAGCUUCUUCAGUGAUUCCUGAUGAUCUGGAAGUGGGAUAUGUUCCUUUGAGCAUGGGUGGAGCAUAUCCUGGUUUGUACCUGUUUACAUCUCCUCCUAGAUUUGUUCGGCCAGUUAGAAAUAUAUCUCUCCCUCCUGAGGAAAGUCAAAAUAUUGAACUCAUUGGGCCAUUUGAACAGGUCUUCAUGGAGAUAAGUUGUCCUGAUGGUGGAAAUGGGGGAAGAAGUAACGGUUUUUCUGCAACUCAUGAAGAAAUUCAUCCUACUGGGAUGCUCAGUGUAGUUGCAAAUCUAACACCUUAUUCUGAUCAUAAUCAAAGUCCACGUAAUAUGUAUCAAUGUCAGAUGGCAAAACAAACAAUGGGUUUCUCAUUACAAGCUAUUAAGCACCGUGCUGAUCAGAAAUUGUACCAUCUUCAGACUCCUCAAACUCCUAUUGUGCGCACUAGUACUUAUACAAAGUACAACAUAGAUGAAUAUCCAACUGGGACAAAUGCAAUAGUUGCAGUGCUGGCAUACACAGGGUAUGAUAUGGAGGAUGCCAUGAUCUUAAACAAGUCAUCUGUGGAUCGUGGGAUGUGCCAUGGACAAAUAUACCAGACGGAAACUAUUGACUUGGCUGAUGAUGGUAGCAAGUCAGAUCGAAGCCAAAAAAUGUUUAGAAGGAAUAGAGAUAAUAAAUCUAUGCACCCUGUGAUUGAUACAGAUGGACUUCCAUAUGUUGGUCAGUUGAUACAUCCGGGUGAACCAUACUGUAGCAUUUAUGAUAAGACGACAAAUUCAUGGAGAAUGAACACCCGAAAAGGUUCAGAACCUGUUUUUGUUGACUAUGUUGCUGUUGAUAUGAAAAGCAGCAAGAACCUUCUUCAAAAGGCUAAUAUACGGUUCCGACAUACUAGAAAUCCUAUUAUUGGUGAUAAAUUUAGCAGUAGACAUGGGCAGAAAGGUGUUUGCUCCCAGUUGUGGCCAGACAUUGAUAUGCCAUUUUCUGGAGUCACAGGAAUGCGUCCAGAUUUGAUUAUCAAUCCACACGCAUUUCCUUCUAGAAUGACAAUCGCUAUGCUUUUAGAGUCUGUUGCUGCAAAGGGUGGUGCCUUGCAUGGAAAAUUUAUGGAUGCGACGCCAUUUCCAAAUUCAGUCAAGAAAGCUAAUGGCGAGGCUGGAUCGGAAUCUGAAUCACUUGUGGAUGAGUUUGGUGAAAUGUUGAGGACUUGUGGCUUUAAUUAUCAUGGUGUGGAGGUAUUAUACAGUGGUGUUUAUGGAACUGAACUGACAUGUGAAAUUUUUAUUGGACCUGUGUAUUAUCAGCGACUCCGACACAUGGUUUCAGACAAAUUUCAGGUUCGUUCCACUGGAACAAUAGACCAAAUCACCCGGCAGCCAAUCAAAGGAAGAAAGCGUGGUGGAGGUAUCCGUUUUGGAGAAAUGGAACGAGAUUCCAUGCUAGCUCAUGGAGCAGCAUAUUUGUUGCAUGAUAGGCUUCAUACGUGUUCGGAUUAUCAUGUUGCGGAUGUGUGCUCCAUUUGUGGAAGUAUGCUUACAACCUCAUUCAUUCAGCCACAGAGGCGGGCAGUGCGAGAGAUUGGUGGACUACCCCCUGCAAGAGCACCCAAAAAGGUAACUUGUCAUGCUUGCCAGACAAGUAAAGGAAUGGAGACGGUAGCCAUGCCUUAUGUUUUUAGAUACUUGGCCGCUGAGCUUGCUGCCAUGAACAUAAAAAUGACCCUUCAGCUAACUAACGGAGCUGAGUCCUAAUAUUGGUAAGUUACUAUAUUGAAAGUCUACUCCUUGCUUGGGGAAUGGGAUUUAUUAAGUGUCUGGUUGAUUCCAAAAACAUAAUUCCAAGGGGAGUGAUAUUUGUGACACAAUAUCACGAUGAUCUAUGGCAGCUUUUAUGAGAACCCUGACUGGAGUGCGAUUUUGAUUUGUAUGAUUAUUUAUACAUGAAAUAGCUACCGUAGGACUGAGCUUGGCCUCCCUGAUGCGAGUUUUGUAAUUUAUUAAGGUCCUAAUUGUGAUUUGAAAGUCUUCCAAUCCAAUCCGAUCAUGUGAAAUGAAAAUAUUUUAUUGGAUAAUAUUUGGGAAUUUUGAGAA
Molecule: messenger RNA, 4049 nt
Organism: Mangifera indica (mango)
Lineage: Eukaryota; Viridiplantae; Streptophyta; Magnoliopsida; Sapindales; Anacardiaceae
Product: DNA-directed RNA polymerase I subunit 2
Exons: 27
Coding region: 189-3710 (1173 amino acids)
Biological process (GO): DNA-templated transcription
Cellular component (GO): RNA polymerase I complex; nucleus
Molecular function (GO): ribonucleoside binding; DNA binding; DNA-directed RNA polymerase activity
Source: RefSeq, a predicted model, not a curated record